AUGACGUUAUCCAAUCCAGAACCCGAUGAUCCCGUUUCAGAUGACGAAAUAUCACCAGACAAUGACUACCACUUACCUUCUUUCGAAACAGUCCGAUUCCAUACCCCUAUCCCGUCCAACCUGAAAGUGAAACGGAGUACAUACCAGAUGGACCGGACCAACAAGGACGGCAACCGGAGACCCCUGAUCCUGAACCUGACUUACCUGCUGAACCACUUACUGUCCCCGACUCACCUGAUAUUCUCGUUCCAAACCAAAACUCACCUGAAUCUGCCGUUGAUCCUCUCAAUUCCCCGCUUGCAGCCCAACCUAAAAGAAGCACCAGAAUACGCCACCCACCCCAAAGAUUUCAGUACACCAAUUUGGGCCAUCCCGUCCUGA
Molecule: messenger RNA, 381 nt
Organism: Knipowitschia caucasica
Lineage: Eukaryota; Metazoa; Chordata; Actinopteri; Gobiiformes; Gobiidae
Source: the annotation of a GenBank genome assembly